Macadamia integrifolia is the source of this 1099-nucleotide messenger RNA. RefSeq lists its product as uncharacterized. Lineage: Eukaryota; Viridiplantae; Streptophyta; Magnoliopsida; Proteales; Proteaceae. The record is from RefSeq and is a predicted model, not a curated record. The transcript has 2 exons. Bases 371 to 937 code for a protein of 188 amino acids.
AUCCACAACCAAAUAGUGUAAUGCCCAAAAGCAAAUCCCAUGAAAAUGGAAGUACAAGUCUUGUGAGAGGGAAAACUAAAUUGACAAACAUAUAAAGGAAGAUUUUUGAAACUCAUUUAUCAAAUAGGCACAUUUAAUACAGAAAAUGUCCUUCAGGUAUACAUGGAUAGAGACAAUGGCUGGCCGUCUGGAGUGGGCGGUGGAUUCUGGUGCUUCAGUGAUGGUGACAUCUUGUGUUGCGGUGGAGGCUGCACGUGCUUCGGUGGUGGAGACAUCUUGUGUUGCGGUAGAGGCUGCAUGUGCUUCGGUUGUGAAGAUGGAUGUCCAUGAGCAGGUGGAGGGCUAUAGUCUUUAAUAGAAGGUGAGGGCAAUGGAAUGUGGUGAUAUGAUGGCGGUGACGCAAGUGGAGGAGGCGUACUGUGAUGAUCUGGACCCGAUAGUUGCCUACGUGGAGUUGGCGAGUAAGGCGAGGGUGGAUGCCCUGGAGGGUGGCAGUGGCCGUGACCGUGACAGUGAUCAGAUGGUGAGGGUGGUGGAUGCCCUGGAUGGGUUGGUGGGGUCUGCCCGUGAUGAGGUGGAGGGUGGCAGUGGCCGUGACCGUGACAGCGAUCAGAUGGUGAGGAUGGUGGAUGCGCUGGAUGUGUUGGUGGGGUCUGCCCGUGAUGAGGUGGAGGCUGGCAGUGGCCGUGACCGUGACAGUGAUCCGAUGGUGAUGGUGGUGGAUGCCCUGGAUGGGUUGGUGGGGUCUGCCCGUGAUGAGGUGAAGGUGAUAGAUGUCCAUGGGAAUGUGGAGGAUGGCAGUGGCGGUGACCGUGACAAUGAGAGGGUGAGGGCGGUAAAUUGUGGUGAAGUGAUUGCGGUGGUGCAAGUGGAGGUGGCGUACCAUGAUGAGGUGGUGACGAUGGAUGUCCAUGGGAAGGUAGAGGUAGGCAGUUGACCUGAAUGCCACAGUUAGAGGGUAAGGGUGGUGGGUUGUGGUUCUGAGAUUGUGGUUGCAGAUGAUUGCCUUCGUAAACAGCUUCACCUUCUCCUUCAGGGUUCUCCAGAGUUCUGGCGAAGGAAAGAGUUGUACUGCCCAUUACUGCUAGCAGUACCAAAA